Molecule: messenger RNA, 1976 nt
Organism: Mytilus californianus (California mussel)
Lineage: Eukaryota; Metazoa; Mollusca; Bivalvia; Mytilida; Mytilidae
Product: transmembrane protein 45B-like
Exons: 1
Coding region: 137-931 (264 amino acids)
Source: RefSeq, a predicted model, not a curated record
UAUACCUUUAUUAUAAUAUUCGAUAGUGAAGCAAACACCUCACCUUAUGAUUAAAGUAUGACCGGCAUAUAUCACAAGAUUAUUUCACAUUUUAAAUCCUAAGUCGUAAGUGUCGUGUUGUCAGUAUUUAGACCGAAUGGGUACAUUUAGUGGACAUGCUAUACCAGGAUCGUUUUUUAUUGUUUUUGCCAUCUGGUGGACAAUAUGCCAGUAUGAUCGAUACUACACCUGCCUUAAACGAAAUGCACAAUUUACGUCAACUCUCACAUAUCCACUUUCUUGUGGAAAAUUUAAGAUUCAAUUAUUUGAACCAAUCAUGAAAAUAACUCUGGCAACCAUUGGAAUAUGUGGAGAAAUUUAUACCGGAUUUGAUGAAGAUAAUGAACAUUUUAUUUAUCCUGGAAAUGCACAACAUGCGACAAUGUUUUGUGUGUUUGGAAUAGGAGCAGUGUUGGAUAUAUUAAUUCAUUAUAAGUGUAUAAUACCGAAGGACAUAGACUACACUGUUUUUAUUCUGUCUGUGGGUAUUGAAGGACUUUUAUUCCAUUUUCACCUGCAUGGAAGAAAUGCGCUAGAUACACGGAUACAUACUCUGUUGAUUUACGCCAUUGUGUUCAGUGUUAUCGCAGUCAUUUUGGAAAUGAAAUACCGAAAUAAUAUUUUGGCUGCUUUGACUAAGUCAUACUUCUUUUUCGUACAAGGAAUGUGGUUCUGGCAAAUAGGGUUUAUAUUAUAUAAUCCGUAUUCUGACGCACAACCAUUGAACCCGGAAGACGAUUUUCAGUUAAUGAUGGUGCCUUUGUAUUUUACAUGGCAUUGUGUAAUAGUACUCUUUAUAAUGCUUGGGAUUGGAUUUUUUGUUGCUUGCUACCAUAGACAUUUAUAUCAUAAAAAUGAAGUGGAUAAGUCCAGUUUGCAAAGUCUUUUGUAAAAAAAAAAUUAGUAACAGGUGAACUAUUAACAAGUGAAAAUUGCAAAUAUAGUAAAGACAUAAUUUAUGUUUAGUUAAAAAAAAACUAUAGAUAUUAUAUAUCUUAAUUAUUAAAUAAUGAGACUAUCUUCGUAAUACUAUUAUUAGCUCUGAAACCACACAAUGACGUAAGUGUAAUGUCGAUUGUUUUUUUUUUUGCAGAGUGUGAUUCCUAAAUCUAAUUUUAGGAUUUAAGUGUAAUGUAUUGCAGAGUGUGAUUCCUAAACCUGUUUUUAGGAUUUAUUCUUUUUUCUUUUUUGGGGGUUACUUUUUUUUACUUUUAUUUUUUUUUGUACUGUUUUUGCUUUUGUAUCUUCUUCACAUGAAUAGCAGGAAUUGCAUAAAACCACUCUCCUUCAACCAUUUGUAAGUCAGUCAAUAUGGAAUAAAUUUCCAGAUGUUUUAUGGUGUUACAAAAAAGAGACUGCAGAUACUAAAAGGGACAAUCAAAAGUCAUAAGUCGAAAGGAAACCGACACCACCACAGUGCUACAAAAAACGAAAAAAGACGAAAAGACAAAAACAACAGUCUACAAAGCACAAUCGAAAGGAUACAAGUGACAUACUCGUAUACUUCACAUAAGAGGGUAGUUAGCGUGACAGGUCUGUGGAUAAAUACCUGGGUCAGUCACCUUUUGGAAAACCGGAACUACAUUAGCAAUUAGGUCAUACUAUAUCAUGAUAAUAGAUGUUUUAAAAUUAUGGUACAGAUGCUUAAUAUAUGUAUAGCAAUAUGUCAAUACUCCAUUUUCCGUUAUUUUGAUGUUUUCCACGACUUUGACUUCAUCUCCGUUACGUAGUUAAUUUUCAUUACAGUACAUAAAAGAACUGUUACAUGUGUUCACUUUCAUUUUGUUGUCCGCAGAUGCAGGUUCACAGAUGUUUUUUCAAGUAACAUCUCCAUUUUUUGCUUGAAGCUGCACUGUAAAAAGGUCAUUAUAUAAAGCUGCUGUAGUGACAAUCAAUUUUAUAAUAUGCUUGUGUUUAUUAAAAUUAAUAUUUUUUAA